Molecule: messenger RNA, 1251 nt
Organism: Penicillium verhagenii
Lineage: Eukaryota; Fungi; Ascomycota; Eurotiomycetes; Eurotiales; Aspergillaceae
Product: FAD-dependent oxidoreductase
Exons: 1
Coding region: 1-1251 (416 amino acids)
Molecular function (GO): FAD binding
Source: RefSeq, a predicted model, not a curated record
AUGCCUCCAAUCCAGGUUGCAAUUAUAGGUGCUGGACCUGCCGGAUUAACCCUCGCCCGACUGCUUCUCAACAAAUCCAAUCUAAAAGUCAUCGUCUUUGAAUCAGACGAGUCCCGCAAUUCUCGCAACCAAGGCGGAACACUCGAUCUGCACCCCGACACAGGUCUCAAUGCCCUCAAAAAAGCAGAUCUGUGGGAUGAAUUCAUGAAAAAUGUUCGGUAUGACGGAGAAGCAAUUACUCUGUGCGACAAAAAGCUUCUAAAGUAUGUCAAUCUUUCCGGUGGGGACGAAGGUUCCUCUCGUGACCGUCCUGAAAUCGACCGGAAAGCCCUCCGCACCAUUCUCCUGGACUCUAUACCUUCAGAUAUGAUCCGAUGGGGAUGCCGCUUACGCUCCAUUGACGAGAACCACAACUUGAUCUUUGACCAUGGCAUUGAAUCUGGAUUUGACUUGGUAGUCGGCGCUGAUGGUGCCUGGAGCAAAGUUCGUAAAUUUGUGUCAGAUCAAGUUCCAAACUAUGCAGGAAUUGGUGGGUAUAUGUUCAAUAUCCCCAAUGCAAAGGAGGCGGCGCCAAAAUGUUAUGAACAUACCAAUCGAGGGUCGCUUUUUUCUCUGUCUGAUCGCCGAGGAAUUUUCAGUCAGCAGAUUGGAGAUGGGAGCUUAUAUGUCUCUUGUUGGAGUGAACGACCUGAAAAUUGGAUGGAGAACUGCUCCUAUGACGUUGAAAGCUCUGAAGCUAUCAAAAAUGCCAUCAGGGAGGAGUUUCACGACUGGCAUCCGGAAUUGCUUGAGUUUGUUGACAAGGGAGAGGAUACUGUGGCUCGUUCACUCUACAUGCUCCCGGUUGGUUGGAGAUGGGAAAAUCACCCGGGUGUUACAUUGAUUGGUGAUGCCGCUCAUCUUAUGACCCCCUUUGCCGGCGAAGGGGUCAAUCUGGGCAUGCAGGAUGCAUUGAUGCUCUCUCAGGCGAUACUCAACGCAAGCUGCUCACUAUCACCGAGUAAUCAACUUGAGGCCGAGAUUAAAAGCUUUGAGGAGGACAUGUUUGCAAGAGCAGAGCGGACAGCUGCACAUACGAAGGACAUGUUGAAUUGGAUGAUGCUCACCGAUGGAACACCGCAAAGCACGAUUGGCAAGUUUCUACUACGCAUGUUGACUUUCCAUGAUAAGACGAUGCUCGAGCAUCUGAGGUAUCCAUUCCUGGCUGCUUUGCUCAAAGGCUACUUUUUCUUGCACAAACUGUGGUAUUGA